UUAAAGUGUUGUUGGAGACACUUAAUACAUCUCCAUUAAAUAUUAUCUUCUGUUCAUGGACUCCUCUUGUAAUAUUAUUUGUAGGAUGUAUUGCUGGACAACUUUUUUGGGUCUUCCCCUCUGAAAAAUCAGUGGAGAAUAAUAUAUGAAUUUAUGAAGGAACAAGAUAUGCUAGAUGCUACUUCUCCCAAAUCAUUUCCAACAUUUAGUGAGACAAAACACAGUAUCUUGUGUUCUGAACUGAAGCAACUAUAUGUAGCUAUCACUCGCACAAGGCAAAGGCUAUGGAUUUGUGAGAACAUCGAUGAACUAUCCAAGCCUAUGUUUGAUUAUUGGAAGACAUUGUGCCUGGUCCAAGUGAAGCAACUCGAUGAUUCACUCGCACAGGCAAUGCAAGUUGUAAGCAGCCCAGAGGAGUGGAAGUCACGGGGUAUAAAGCUCUUUUGGGAAAAUAACUAUGAGAUGGCAACAAUGUGCUUUGAAAGAGCUGGAGACACAAUGUGGGAGAAAAGGGCUAAGGCUACUGGCCUUAAAGCAUCAGCUGACCGUUUGCGUGGUUCAAAUCCUGAAAUGUCUUCUACUGUACUUAGGGAGGCUGCUGAAAUCUUUGAUUCGAUUGGUAGGACCGAGUCUGCAGCAGAAUGUUUUUGUGAUCUGGGGGAGUAUGAAAGAGCAGGUAUUUGUUUUUUCCUUAUUUUUAUAAAAGUAGAAUUUAUUUGGAAAAAUGUGGGGAAUCCAAGCUGA
Messenger RNA from Cornus florida, 744 nucleotides. RefSeq lists its product as uncharacterized. Bases 154 to 744 code for a protein of 196 amino acids. The record is from RefSeq and is a predicted model, not a curated record. Lineage: Eukaryota; Viridiplantae; Streptophyta; Magnoliopsida; Cornales; Cornaceae. Gene Ontology annotation, molecular function: protein binding. The transcript has 3 exons.